GACCGGAAGAACAUGACCGCUCAGCAGUUUAAAAAACCGCAAGUUAACCACUGUGUUUGCGAAGAAAGCAAUGUAACCCGCCACUAUUUAAAAUGUAACAUCACUGUCACCAUUACCGAAGUUUAAAGGACUUGUUUAUCACUUCUUUUGGUCAAACAGCCGCCAACUACACCAGAAAGCCGAAAAACAGUAUUUUACUGUUGUUUACACUUCGUGGACUCGGUAUCUACGAGAAAGGGAAAGCAAACAUAAUGACCUUGGAUACAUUUCUUUAAACCUAAAUCGGAACAACAACAGUGGGACUGCAGAUGUGAACACAGACUGAAGAUAGCCUAUCCAACAGCCUGACGAUGAGGACUCAGGAUUACGGUGAGUCCCGUGCGUGCGCGAAGCGUGCAUGAACAGGGUGCAGUGCGUGUUUAUUACUGGGUUUGUUGCAUCAGUGUCAAUAUUAGCCUUGACGUGUGUGUGUGCAAAGUGUGCGUGCCUGUGUAAAGUGUGUACAUUGAUUAAUUAUAGUGGGGUGAAUUGCAUAUUGAUUCUGUGCAAGUCUUCAGUCUUACUCUGAAGCAGUUCUUCACUUAAUUUGCAGUCAAAGACAUACUUCCUAAAUUUGCUGCUCUUACUGAACAAAUUGAAACGCCAGACUAGAUGUAAGGCACAUUAUAUCUCUAUUUGAGAAGAGGUCUUUACAGGCUGAGAGUGAAAUGUUUGGACCUGAUUGGCUGUAUAUUAAAAUCAAACAGAGGGAAUGAUGAGACUUUUUAAAAAGUCUCCAAGAAGAGCUUGAAAAAUAAAUAAACAAGGGUCCAUGUGGAAAACUUUUCAUUCAACCAAUGCAUGUAAAUGCUAAGGGCAGUGCCUGAUGUGAUGUUGAAGGCAGUCAGGCAGGUGACCCUAGCUAAUAAAUCAAUCUGGAGUACAAUAAAGGACUUAAAUGUCUACUACCAUACCUUAUACUGCUCAGUAUUUCAAAACAUUCACCUCAGCUGAAAUACAGAGUCAGACAGCUCUCCAAAAUCCAGAGCAUGUUACAUAAUAUUUUAUGUUAACAUUUGUUCAAUGACUUUGGUCUUUCAUCUGGUACACAUUUUGUUAACAUAUGAUGUAUUGAUUCCAAGAAAUAUAUAAGAGUGUAAAAAGUGUGACAACUAGCCCCGGUCUCUCCUACAUAGUUGCAACAUCUGCUGUUGUGCCUUUUAUAGCAUAUGUAUUUUUCAUAUAGUUAUUGCCGCCUUGGAGAAAACAUCAUCAACCACCACUGAGCUUAGAUAGUUUUAUUAUAAAAAAUGACUGAAACUACGUCCAAGUAUCACUCGGUCAUUGAAUUACUUAUCCAUGAAGUUAUUAUCGUGGAAAUGAAUUAUUCCACUCUUAACUUUGAAUCCCCCGUAGCGCUCUUAUUGAACUCUGGCAGCCUCUGGGCUCCACUUUCAGCACCACUUCAAUAUACCUAUAAAAAAUGAUGAGCUAAAUCGAAGGUUGGAACUUUACAACAAAAGUAACCAGAUAAAGAGGUAUGACUCACCAAGCUCACAUUUUCUCUCCGUUCCUGACAGUUCCAAGCAGCUUUUUGUGACAAAAGGCAUCAUUAUGGCUUGCACCUUUUGCUUUCUUGAGCAUCUUUGUAGCAGCAUGUUUUGUCAGGCUGUGUUCACCUCUGGCUUUUUCAUAGCAUGAAGUGCAGAAGGCUUUUGUUGAGUCACGGUUGAUCAGCUCGACCCAAACAUCCUCUUUGCUUCUCAGUGCUUGUUGUAGUGUCAAAGUGCUUUCUUUUUUUCCAGUCUACCUGUAUAUUUACACAAAUGAGUGCCACAAGCAAGCCGAAGACAAAACUUUGUUUCGUGGUAUUUGGUGCAUUUUAUGCCCAGUUUAGUGAAUCAGAAAUACCUGAAGAAAAUAUAAUAAUAAUAAUAAAUAAUAAAUAAUAAAUAGAAUAUGUCAGAAAUGUUUAUUUCCACCACAGGAUGAACUGAUCAGACUCCAGGGGUCAAAGGUCAAGACUGUAUCAUUCUCUUGAAUUUUACAACCCCCUUUCUGACAAAAUUGAGAAGCUGUAUAAAAUAUCAACAACGUUGGGUUUUGAUGGUUCGCUGUUCAUUUGAAUCCUGUAUUUGAUUGACAACAUAUCAAACUAAAACAAUCACUCUGAAAAGUUGGGACAAAUUGUUCUAUGUUAAAACACUUAAAGGAACAAGGAGCAUCUCCGAACAAAAUCAACUGCAUAAGGUCAGAAAGGCUCAGCUAUCUUACGUCGUGUACAUGUACAUCUAUAGUUAAUGCAAAGAUGAAAUUAGACACCUGUUCUUGUCUGGCAACGUAAAUGGCAUGAGAUGAGAUUUACAUGUGAAAAUGAGUGAACUAUGUACAGGAAUGAUGAAAAUUUGCAACAAGGUCCAUGCACUGCUGCCGUCAUUUGCUUAUUUGUGAGUGUGAACUCAAGUGCAGUGUUAAUGCACCGAUAGCUAACUAGCAAACUAAUCGUAACGGUUUCUCAGCAAUUGGAGACAACCUAUUUUUAGCAUCAAGACAGAGAUAUAAAAGAGCUAUCAAGGAGGAAAAUAAGUGAGGAGGUCGAGUUAACACUAGAUGGUCAUGAUCUUUGGGCCCGUAGAUGCUACUGCAUUGAAAAAAGACACGACUCAGCAGGGCUUCACAGAGCGACCAUUUCACUCGCAUUAACGAGUAAUAAUAGAUGUGUGCGAAUUGUAAAAUAUAUUCAGGGGUACAUGUGGGCAUAAAAAAAUUAGCUGAGGCAAACCGCAGUGAAGUUAGUUUUAGGUUAGCUAUUCGACGGACAUUCACUGCAGAUCUACCUGUGUCUUCUCACUCUCCAUAACCGGUAAUAGCAAGAGCAGCACGGUUAAAUCAACUCGGCACCCUCGCUGUCAGUGUUGGGUGUUGAAUAAGGGACCAUCAAUAAAUUACCAGUUGAUGUUCUCAGAAAAGGCUGUUUUCCUUCAAAAGCUGCCAUGUCAUGUGACCAAAAGACCUAAAAUUGAUUUAAAAUAAUAGUACUUAUGUUGACCAAUAAGACAAACAUUAUUUGAUUAAUUUUCAUUGUGUCCCUAAAGUUCUUUUUGUGCUCCUUACUUUUUCAACUUAGAAGCACAUGUGCUCCUUGUGAAAAAAGUUAGUGUCAAGCCCUGCUCUGUAGUGGAGAUCGCUGCGUGGUCUCAAAUUCACUUUCAGAAACCACUGUCUGUGAGCACAUGAAGUCCCUGCAUCCACAAAUACACCCUUUUUUUGGAAUUGAAAUAAAGAAAUGAGAAGUUUGUAAAAUACCUCCAGCUGAUUAAAAUAUUUACACAUUCAGAGCAGAUGUCAACGAAUGUUUUGAACAUUUUUCUGGAGCGGCUCUCAUCAAAUAUUUAUCUUACUACUUCAGAAACAUACUUUGAUGCAGUCUCCGGAUUUUUUUGUCUUGCGGGGAUAGUUAAACUUUUAACAGUGGCUGCUGUGGUUUCAAACUCCUGUGUUGUCUUUAUGUUGACAGGUUGAGGGUUAAAGCCCAGCUCACACAGUCUUAUAGGUUGAAGUGCCCUUUAGUAAAGCACUGAGCCCCAAGCUACUGUCAGUAGAGACAGGGGUGUGUACAUGUGUGUGUGAAAGGAAUAAAUUAAUACUGAUGCGCACUUUGCAUAUGUGUCCGCCAUUCGCGAUUGAAUUUAGUCUGAAUGUUUGCUGAAUGUAAAUGUAACAGUGCCGUGCUUUAGAUGAAUAAGAAGAAAAACACCCUACACAUAUGCAGUCCAUGUCCCAUUUACUAUACUGCAGACGAAAGAUCCAUGUCUACCAGCUCUUACCAAUCCUUCGAAACAAAUUAUUUUUGCAAUAACUCUCAUUUGUUCCUUGUUUUCAUCCUGUUGUUGCCUCCAGGCUUUACAAGGAGAGAGAUAAGGAGUGUCUUACUUCUUAAAGCUUGUUUUCACUCUUGCCUGUCUUUCAUACUUCUCAGACAUGUGCAGAAAAAUCUCAGCAAAUUAGGCAGACAUGAAUAUGUCUCUCGGUAUUUCAGGCUUGUUGGUUUAAUUAUUCUGAAGAGGACUGAAUGCGGAUGUGACUGUAUCUCCAUGCAUGCAUUACAACAUAUGAAAGAGUCUUAUUCUGCUUCUCCUGCACCCUCAGAGAUGAAUAGUGAUAACAGCUGUGCUCUCUUGAGUAACAGACUGCAAACUGGUACAUUCAAACUGGCAAUCAUUGUUUUCAUUAAGGUAUUUCUUUAUAACCCCAAAAGCAGAGUUUAAUAACAGCCUAAAUGGGCAAAUUUAGGAGCCAGACCACUUCUUUUUAAAUUAGCCUGUUAGUUUCUGCAUUCAGUCAGUCCAUUUGCUUUCAGAAGUGCAAUUUAAAAAAGUGUAAUAAUUUUCUCAGGAUCUUGAUUGUUGUUGUGGUUUUUGACAGACUCUUGUGAGUUUCUUUUGUAUGCUGGGAAAUUAUCGCUACAUCAAAUAUUUUAAAAAGAGAGAUUCAGUGUCCGCGCCAUACGGAGAAGCGACACUGAAAACUCGAGUCUUUCUAAUAAAGUUUUUGUUGUUGCUGUCGCUAUUGUAGGUAGUUAUUAACACGAAACGUCACCCCAAGUAUUUGUCCCCCCCUUAAAUUGGUUUUAAUUCGUUUUCUUCGACACAAGAAUCAUCAAUAUGACCUUCUGGAGCUUUUAUUUUGGCACUUCCGGUUUCCGACCGUGAAUUUGCAUAUUAGCUAAAUAUUUAGUUUCACCCAACACAUUUAGAUUUAACAUUUAGAUUUAUAUUUAACAUUUAGAUUUAUAUUUAACAUUUAGAUUUAGAUUUAACAUUUAGAUUUAGAUUUAACAUUUAGAUUUAUAUUUAACAUUUAGAUUUAACAUUUAACAUUUAGUUUUAGUAUUUAAAUGUUGUUGUAAAUGCGCAAAAAAAUGACUGCCGAAAAUUCACAUCACUUUUUUAAAUGCUGUUUGAAGCUAAAUGUGACUAAAUCUUGCUGUUGUUUUGCUAAAUGUGACCAAAUCUUGCUGUUGUUUUUAUAAUGGGCUGCUUUACAAACGGCACCCCAUACCAGAGAGACUCCAGAUUUGAAUUAAAUCUUGAGGCGUUAAAUUUAAUCUUGAGUCAAACUUUUCUAACACAAAAUCCUCAUUUCAAAUCAAAAACAUUAUUAAUCCAGGAGGACAGUGUCCUGAUAAGGUAGCUUAAACUUCAAAACAAAAGCGUAGUUUGACCAUGUUGUUAAUAAAGCAACCUACACAACAGAAAUAUUACCAAAAUAAAAGCAUGACAAAAAACAUUGUUUUAAGUUUUGUUAUUCAGUCACAAGGCUGCUGAUGUGAAUAAAUCACAAAUUUGAAUGUCAUUAGAAGUGGAUGAACAUGUAAGUUAAUUGUGUUUGUUGGUGAAGUUAAUGAAGUAAUGUGCUGCUCCUGCUUUGUCUUUCUUUCAUAAAUUUGACAGAUUGUGAUUUAUUUUUUUAAGUGUCCCAAAAGUAUUGUGAUAAUAUUUUUAUGACGGUUUAUGGCCACCAUAACUGAUCUGAUCCCCUGUCAAUCCUGAUGUUGAUGUGUCAAUCUGCGAAUUCAAGUUAUGAGGAUGCCAAUGUGUUGGGACAUUGUGUUGCCUCAUGUGAAUAUGAAGAAGGGGACUGUCUGAAAAAGCUGCACUGAUACUGUAAGUUACCUAGACUGGCUGGGCCGUCCAGUUGCGUGAAUUACUUGCCAUUCCUUCCCACAACAGUCUGGACUUUGGCCAAUUGAGAGCGGGUAUUAGAAAUCAGAAAAUAACCGGGCCAAUCACUGACUGUGUUUCUACUGUUCCCCGGACAACAGGUAAAAGCAGCCCCUGAUUGGUCCAUGUGUAGAUGGUGACGUCUAACACAUGCUGCGGGACUUUUCAAAGCGCCGUUCAUUCAGAACGCCGUUAAUUCUGCAGUUGACUUUGCAAAGUCGGCAGAAAUCAUUUAUAUUCGCAGAAGAAGACGUAAAAGACAUUGUUUGCUCACACACGUUGAAAUAUUAACAAACCUUUACAUGAUGCUUGAGAUCCCAGCAGGGAACACAGUUGCGCACUGUGAUGACGUCAGAUGUUUGGUUACGGUGAUUGGUUACAGUAGUCUGUCUAUCAAGGAAAGUACUCCCGCCCACUUUUAGGGCUCCCAAUUGGCCGAAGUCCAGACUAUUGUGGGAAGGAACGGCAAGUGAUUUACGCAACUGGAUGGCCCAGCCAGGAUAUAAGUUACCUAUGUCAGCUACAGGUCAGCUAUUGUAGAGUGUAAAGAACCCAUUUUACAUUAUAUUCAAAGAGGUCCAUCAAAAGAAAGCAAUGGAUAGUCACCAUAAACCACAAUGAAAUACACAUCACAAGUUAAAUUGUGUACAAUGAAUUGAAACCAUGUUUUAUUAAGACAAUAUGCUUUGAAAAAUCACACACACUGUACACAAAAGAAUCACAUUUAUCUGUAACUUUGAGGAUAAAACAGAUGCAAGAAGAGUUCUCUGGCCUUUCUGACCCUUAGGAAAUAAUUGAAGCUUCUGGUUAGUGUGUAGUCUGAUUGUUGGAUCAAUUUCCCUGAGGACACAACUGUUUUUAAAGGAUAAGGGAUUAUAGGAGGAAUUUUUUUUUACAUUGUACUGCAUAUAAUAGUGUUCUUUGACCUGCUGACACGGUUUACUCUGUCUGCAUAUGACUAUGAAAAUUGUUACAGCCAUAUGCUGCUUGUGUCUUUUUUUUCCCCUUUUGUCUUCCCUAGCUCUGCAGAGGUUGUGUCACAGAAUUGAUAGUCGCCAUCACCUGGUCCUGAGAGUUUAAAACCCAACAGCUGCCAGCAGUAGCAAGAGGCAUUGGAUGAAUAAAUCCCAUGUUACAGUUUUGAUGGUGUUUUUUGUUGCUUUCCAUGAGUCAUUGUGUGAAUAGUUGUUAUGGCUGAAGCAUAACAAAGUAUGUUGGCAUUUUUUUUGUCAUGGCUGUUUCCUUGGGGUUGCAAACAAGCAGGAAUUUUUUGGCACUACUCCUAGUUACAGGAAUAAAAAGAGCAGAGUUACGAUUGUGUUUGCUCAAAGCAGCUGCCCUUUGUAAAUCCAGAGAAUUUCUUUUCUUGGGCCUUGACGCUGAUCCUUUAUUCUCAGUGAACAUGUUUGUUAUGGCACAGUGAGUUUACAGACUGUGCCGUGUCUAUGGUUUAUAAAGAUUAAUGAGACCCUUUUCUUCCGAAUGCAGGCUCGAAUACUUCUUCAAUAUCAAGUGGUCUUUUUCUCCUAAUUUAACAAUCAGUUUAUUCUAGUGCUCUUCCAGUGUCAGGGGCUGCUUUGGCCUUUUAAAACCCACCAGUUCAAGAGAGUGUUUUUGUUUCCCACUCAGGGGAAUGAAAGCAGAGCAACACUUAAACUUUUUAAUUGAAAUUGUUCAUGCAGUCUUUUAAAGGGAUAUUGUGGCGUAAAAUUAAUUAAGGGUCAAACACCCAGUUAGACACCCUCUCGAGAGAUGAAUGUUGCUGACCGCUUGCUUCUCUAGUUAUACCAACUUUAGUAACGACUGCACGACAGCAAUACACAGCGGUCUAAGGAGCCAUAAAGAAACCUCAACAAAAACGCCACUAUAUAGCCACAAAUGAUACUCAGAACAGCACCUAACUUCAUCAACAGCACAUAUAGGGUCCCAGUCAUAGCACUAGCCAUCAAAAAUCUUUUUAACUUUGCCUGAUUUCUUUAGUAAAGAGACCAAACACAACAGUCCAUUAUGGACUACAGCGGGGUGACGCAGCUCAAGGAAGAACAUUUAUGAUUAUUUCUUUAUGGAAAUACAAUCAGACCGAGACGUUAAGGCAGAAGAGUUAACGUGUCUGCAGUGCAAAAUGAUUAAUAUGGUGAUUAUUACUUCAAGGAAAUAAUAAAGACAUGAUCAUAAAUGUUCUUCCUUGAGCUGUGUCACCCCGCCUCAUGUCCGUGAUUUUUUUUUCGGCUCUUUGCUAAAGAAAUCAGACAAAGCUGAAAAGAUGUUUGAUGGCUAGUGCUGUGGCUAGGACCCUGUAUGUGCUGUUCUGAGCAUUAUUUGUGGCUAUAGAGUGGUGUUUUGGUUGAGGUUUGUUAAUGGCUCCUCAAACUGCUGUGUACUGCUAUCGUGUGGUCAUGACUAAAGUUGGUAUAACUAGAGAAGCAAGCGGUCUGCAACAUUCAUCUCUCAAGGGGGAGUCUAACUCGGUGUUAUGGUGUGUUUGACCCUAAAUUAAUUUUAAGCUGGAAUAUCCCUUUAAGAAAGACUUUUCAUACUAAAACUCAGUGCACACGUCCUCUUGUAACGUUUAUUAUAAAGAGCAUAGUGUACAUUUUUGGGCUAUUUAAUGUUUUUCUCAAACAAUAACAGUCAAGAAACCAAAUAACGAUCAAACGAUCAAAAAAGCAAUUGAAGAGGCGGUUCAGUUGCUGUUUGGCUGAUCUCUUCUGUCAUUGUACAUCACAGCCCCUGGAGGGUAAAACACCACCGCGGGCUCCUCGGGCGCGCCGAGUGGAGCCAGCACGUGCCUCUGCUCGUCCGCCUCCUGUUUGGUGGUGGCCGUGAUCGGCCGUACGUUUGGUGAAGUCAUCCUCCAGAAGAGUUUCUUCAGCGCCUUCCUGAACUCCUGCCUCGUCAGGCAGUACAGGACCGGGUUCAGACAACUGUUGGAGUGCGCGAGACACACGGACACGGGGAAUACGUACACCUGCGUGGUGUAGUACUCAUAAGUGAAGUGAACCACGUUGAGUUUCAUAAGGAUCCCCCACAUGGUGAGCGCCUGGUUUGGCAGCCAGCAGAGGAAAAACGACAGAACCACGAUGGUGACAGAUUUGGUGACUUUUGCGCGCCGUUUCGCGCUCGAUGUGUGGAUGUUUUUAGACGUGAUGAAGCGCAACAGAAGAAGAUAACAGGCAGAUAUGAUCCCGAGCGGUACCACAAAACCCAGCAGCACUUUUUGAGAAUGGUACAGUCCUAGCCAAAGCUGCGCGCUUCCGUUUGUUUCCGGGAACUUGACGAGACACAAGUCCUCAUUGGAAACGGUCACUGUUGUGGUGAAAACCGCGUGCGGCAGAGCGGCAGACAUAGCUGCAAACCAGAUGAAGACUGCGAUGCAGCGCGCGGCGCAGCAGAGCGGUCGCCGCCUCCUCCCUUUGAGCGCAGAGGCGAGGGACCAGUACCGCGCCACGCUCAUGGCAGUGAGGAAAAACACGCUGGCGUACAUGUUCAUAGCUGUCACAUAUGACACUAUCUUACACAUCGCUUUGCCGAAGAGCCACGUGAAGUCCAGCGCAUUCUCCACCGCCCAGAAAGGCAGAGUGAGCACGAACUGUAAGUCAGUCACCGCCAGACUAGUUACAAACAAGUUGAUGGAGGAUUUUUUCCACAUGCGUUUAGUCUUCAUCAAAUACAGGACCAGCACGUUCCCCACCAGACCCAGCGCACAAACCAGCGAGUAAAUGACAGAGAUGACAACCCGCACAACAGCGGCGCCAUCUCCUGCAACAUCCGUUUUAGCGAAGUCUGACAGGUGGAAAAAGUCCCCAAGAGAGCGGUUCCACGUGUUAAAAACACCGCUAAAGUUAAAGGUUGCGGCAUCGAUGCCUGCUGAGCCUUCGUAAGUGAUGUCCAUGAGAUCUUCAGACAUUUUAAUCUCAGCCUCAUAUCAUCUUUUCUCAGGUCAUGGCCAGGAAUCCUUUAAGAACAUGCUUUUGCGCAAGCUCCUAUGUUAUUUGCAAGUCAUGUGUAAGAAACAUAUCCUACAGCGAGAGGCUUCUAAAUUAACUCAUAACCAAGGUAUAAACAGAAAACUCCGAGGUGAAGCGGCGCGUCUCUGAGGGGUGAUAGAGCUCCUCGGGUUUCCGUGUUGCUCUGAGAUUUUCUCCGUGCGUCUCAGCUCUUCAUCCGUGGGGGGGAAAAAGCGUCCUGACGCAAAGCUCAGGCGCACUCGGGCUCUGUCCUUGGUCCUGAGACAACACAAAGGGGAGGAAAAAAAAUCACACCAUAGCUCAUAUUGUGCUAUGAAUCCUUAUAAUUAAAACUGCCCUGAGUUUCACCAAAGUACUUUAAAAACGUCCCUUUUUAGGAUAAAAAGCGUCACAUUUGCAGUAGAAACAGAACCUCAAUUCACAUCUCAAAACACUAAAGGCAAAGAUUAGGAAGGGCGGAACGAAUAGAAACACUUAUGAAGGGGAAGGUUGCGUGCGGGGGUGAUGUCGACAUCUACUUAAAGCUUUUGUGAUCCAACUCAAAGUCAUCCAUUGGCGGUUAUUUGCUGCCGACUGGUUUUACUUUUAUGUGUGGCUCAGAGUGUGUAAUUUGCAGCCACAAUCUUUUUGUUAAGAGAUUAAAGGGAUAUUCCAGCCAAAAAUUAAUGUUGCCGACCGCUUGCUUCUCUCGUUAUACCAACUUUAGUAACAACCGCAUGAUAGCAACAUACAGCGGUCUGAGGAGCCAUAAACAAACCUCAACCAAAAAGCCACUCUAUAGCCACAAAUAAUGCUCAGAACAGCACCCAACUUCAUCAACAGAACAUAUAGGGUCCCAGCCAUAGUACUAGUCACCAAACAUUUGCCUGAUUUCCUUGGCAAAGAGACUAAACAAAACCCGCCUACUCUCUUCCAGCAGCCGCUUGUUUGUAGUGAGACCUCAGGCCAGUCCGUUACGGACUACAGCGGGGUGAAGCAGCUCAAGGAAGAACAUUUAUGAUCAUUACGUUAUCACUUCCUUGAAGUUAAUUUUUCUGCCUUAGCGUCUCUGUCUGAUUGCAUUUCCAUGAAGGAAUGAUCAUAAAUGUUCUUCCUUGAGCUGCGUCACCCCACCACAGUCCGUAAUGGACUGGCCUGAGGUCUUGCUACAAACAAGUGGCUGCUAAAAGAGAGUAGGUGGGUUUUGUUUAGUCUCUUUGCUAAAGAAAUUAGGUGAAUUUAAAAAGAUGUUUCGGGGGGGGUGUCUGACCCUGAAUUAAUUUUACGCGGGAAUAUCCCUUUAAGCUAAGAAUCUAUUCUGAUGGAAAACAAACUGAGGGAAGAAGUCAAAUUUUCAAAAGUUGUCCAUUUUCAUUGGCAUCUUUUGAUAUCAAAGCGGUGACAACAUACAGUCCCUAUGAAUUAUAAUGCCACUUAAUUUACCUAAUACUAAAGCAAUACCAAACUUAAGGCUGUGAUGUUGGAGUAAAUAUUAGCAUGGGGAUUGAUUAAGUCAAAGACAAUCAGUAUAUGAAAUAUUUAUAAGUUGCAUAAAUUUCCACUUGAGCUCAGUCAUAUGGUUCAUGUUUAUACAUGACUUAUUCUUGGUACAGUUUUGACCAUUUUGUGCAGCAACAGUGUUUUUUGAAUGUGAUAACGAGCCAAUGCAGAGACAUCCACUACAGAGUCAUGUAUGUUUUUCAAUGGUGCCACUUACUGCCAGUAUUGUGUUCUGGUCUUGUACCUUUUGACAGAUAAUUCUCUAUAUUUUCUGAGUCUUUUUGAACCAUGUUAUGUUCAGUAGAAAAUGAAAUCCUUGAAUUCUUUGCAAGUUUGCACUGAGAAAGAAAUCACACUUGGGAAUUGUUCUGACAGGCGUUCUCUUUCUCUUUCUCUCUCUCCUGAUUUUUGGAGCGUCAAUGUCGUCCGAGUUUUGUUGUCUUUGUCCCAACUUUUUUGAAAUGAGUCACUGCGAUAGAAUUUAAAAUGGGGUGAAAAAAAUCUGUUUUAACAUUUGACAUGUUUUCUUUGCACUUUUUAAAUGAAAUACAGAAUUUAAACGACUGUCACUCUAUCAAAAUCAACUUUUGUCCCUGUUAACCACAGCAUCCACACCUCUUUAGGAACUGGGGUUGUAUGUAAUAUUACAUUUUGCAUCUCAAACAUCUGGGCCUUGACCAGGACAGGUCUGUUGCCAACUAACACCUAUUAGGGUUAUGUAAAGUGAGUGGAUUGCUUUCUGCUCUUUGUUCUUCUUCUCCUUCUGUACGCUAACAUCACAUUAAGCAGACCUCUUUCUGCAGAUUUAAGACAACAGUCAGUCUGCUGGGGUCUGUGUUAAGAGACAGAUCUAAAGCAGCAGUGUGUUGUUAAAAAAUAACAGACUGCUGGAGCAUCAGCUGAUCAGAAUUUAGUAUCAAACACAGUCACCAAUUAAUAUGCAACCCUCUCCAGCACAGCUAAGAUGUAUUAUUGUAUUUGGCAGAAAUUGAAAUUGAAACAAAUUCUCUCUGUUGGGCCGGCUGUUAAUGAAUGACAUGCUUUAAUUGAUUACAUUCAUUAUUUUUUCAUUAUGAUAGUGUUUGUAUGAAUUUCUUACCUUCUGUCAACUAUAUGCCCAUGGGUUUUCCUUUUCCUGUAGAUAAUUCUUCUCCCCAUUUUCUUUGUCUUUUCAAUCAGAGUUUCUAAAAGUUCAUUUUCACAAUAACCCUGCUUCAUUUGUACCCAAACAGUUUCAGCAUUUUCAGGUUUCCACAUAAUGAUACCUCAGAGAUGUGCUGCCCGCGAGUAAUUUCCAAGAUGAGAUGACUUCGGUCUUUUCGUCUCUUUCCAACAAAGAAAUGAAAUCAAUUUGAUUCCGGAUACAAUUCAGAAAUGAGUUAAUGUAAUAUUUUGCAAAUAGAGUUUAAAACUCUGGUGGGUAAGGACUGGGACAUAAACGAUAAUCUUGGUAAGAUAUUCACUCUAAAAUUUCUAUUCUCCUGAUCAGAACUAGAGGUUGACCCAUCCAGAUUUAUUCCCUUUCAUUUUUCUUUAUCCAGUUUCUAUAGUUUCUUUUGGAGUGAUUAUUCCCAUUACUAAUCCAUCUGAAAUAGUGUUUUGAUUUCAUUUUCCCGAGCAUCACAGCCACAGAUAUGGAUUUACAUCAUGAAGUCUAUAGUUAACUAAUCUCUAAAUAAUUCAACAGGACUGAAACAGAAGAGGAUUAUUCAUUUCAGGACAGUUAAGAACCAUGUUUUGUGUUUUACACCCCCUCAUCUCUUAUUCAUUUUAAUAUCUUUGUUUUUUCUCUCAGCUUCAGCCAGUGUCUCAGUGCUCACAGCAGACAGAGACACAGACAAUCUCUCAGUCUGAUGCCUCUUUGCUCUGCAUUGAAGCCCCAUUUCAUCAUCACCAUCCCCUUUCCAUCUUUGGUGAUUAUGCUGUCGACUGUUUGAAAAAUAUACCUUUCCCCUCCCACAACAUAUACAUUUAGUAAAUGUAUAUCAGUUCAACUCAAAGGACCCACUGCCUCAGUACAUUUUCCUAUUUUGUCUUUUGUAACUGGCUUGGUAGAAAAUAGGAGUGAAUUGCAACAACUUUGUCAUUGUCAUACUUUUCCAUGGUCCCUGUUCUCUUAAAUCAGUCUUCGCUGUGCCUGGAGGUUUGGUAUUAUGGGCCAAAUAGAAGGACUUGAUUGACUUAAAUGAGUAAAAUGGCUCCAAGCACAUUUUCACUUAGUUUCUUGGAACACGAUGUAACACUUAUUGUGGGACGCUUAUGAGGGAAAUUUUAAAUAUCUUGGAUCUAUAUUCGGACCUGUCUAGUCGUUUUAACUCACAGGAUGAUAAAACGUUUAGACCAAAGAUGAGAUAAAUUCACUUGGUGAGAUUGGAUUUUUUUUUUUAGCAGUAUCCUAUAUGUGCCGCAGUCAGCUGGCUGACAUGCAGAUGAUAAAAAGUUUGUCCAUUUUUAGACAUCUUUUUCACUUAUGCUUUUUGAGUUUAACAGAAAAUAAAAUGAGUAAAAUUAAUGAUUUUAAAAAGUGCUAAAAAGCCACUUAAGUACAGUAAUGUGAGUAGAUCAAACUAGUGACUUUGCAGCCUUGUUUAACACUGUCACGCCCCUUUUUGCCACAGGGGCCAACAAAUACUUUCACCCACUCCUUUUUCAGUUUUAAUCUCCUUUCUCUGCCAGGUGUGAGAGCAUUGGGACAUUAGAUUUUCCCCAGUUGGCAGUAUAUCUUCUUCCUCUUGAUGGCAGCCUCAUUCAAUGCAGGAAAAGUCUUCAACCUAAGCCCUAAACUACUUUCAGCUGAUUGGGGUGGAUGCAGAGCCAUUACAGACAAAGAGCUUAUGCUUAGCAUUCAGUGCACCUAAGAGCUGAGUGUCCAUAAUGUUAUUCUCUCUAUUAGUCGUCUAAUUAGAUGACCCGGUUUGAAGUUACAAUGUAUUUCGGAGUGGACAUGUAGCAAACAGUAGGUCUUUUUAUGUAAUUAGCUUUAUCUCUCUCUAUUCAUACAAACUGGCGAACCAAAGACAGACAAACAGGAGCGUUUACUCACUAUUAAGGUCACUGGGCUGCGAAUAUUAUCAGUCCAGAUUGUGAUUUAUUUGAUUCAGUUUUGCAACACAGAGAAAAGAUGAAUUUGGUUUGUUAAUGUGGUACAGAUAAAGUAUUGAGCUCAACAGGUGUGAAGGAAAACCACAGAUAAAACUGAACAGAAUAAAAGUAAGGUGCAUCAACAUAUGAAGUUGUUUUUCAUGGAGCGGGUCGUCUAUAUUCAGCAUGCAUCAUUCUUUCAUCAAAUGUAACAGAUAGUGUCACGAUAGAGAUGGGAUGUUUCAAGCAAAGUAAUUAUUUCAGGUUGGAAAAAGCAUAUCUCCAUUCAUUAUCUAGGCUUUCAGUAGGGGAUGAACUCCAUCAGCAUUGAUGUUUGGUCCCUGACACAUUCUUUGUUGGAGAAUUAUCAGAACAACGGUAGGUCAGGCCAAGCAUGUUGAUAAGGCCGAAAAUAUGAGAAUGGAUGUAAAGAGGGAAGAUGCACAUGCAAGCAUAGGAGGAGGGUAAGAUAUGAAAGAGUUGGUCAGUGGUCACAUCCAGGGUGCUUUUGUAACUCUCAGGGAAAGAUAAGGGUUGUAGCCGAAGCUUUAAAUGAAGGCUCUACUGAAAAAUCAGAUUUCAAACAGUGCCAAAAAUUCAGCCGAGAUUUUCCUUAAAUGUUGACACAAAUUAGAUGUGCAUAGCUUCUUAUACAAACCACUCCAAAAUGGCAUAAUUUUGAUGUUCCGGCGUGUCCUUACACUCAUCUUAUGUCAUUGCGGGGACCAUGAGGGGUGCAUCAGCGCUGUUCCUCCCUGAAGGCUCAACUGCCGCCUCCUUACCCCCAUUCGGUCUCUGUUACUACCUCUGAAGGAGGACCGGAGGCUGAACAACUUCAACCCACCAUUACGCCUUUGGUUGUUACACAUUGUGUCAGUAUUUAAAUCACAAAAUAAUGUAUUUAGUCCGAAUCAGAAGUAGCUGUGAUCAGUAAACAUUAGGAUUCACUUAGAGUGAAAAUGGCAAAAUCAAAAACCUUUUUUAUUAUUGAGGGCUGUGUGAAGAUAAGCUGUAAGAAGUUUGGAGUAAACAAGUUCAACUGUACUUUAAUUUAAACAUUUUGUUUGUGUUAAUUUUGGCGCCCCCUGUGGACAAAGCAGUCUUCACUUACCUUUCCUCUAAGAGCUGAAGUAAUGCUUUUGACUUGAAAUGUCAUUCUGCUGACUUUUAACAUUCAAAUAUGUCAUUUAUUGUAAACAUUUUUGUGGGAAUGGUAAAAUUGGGGGUUGUUUCUUCAGCUGCGUGACUGACACCUUCCUCCUCCCCCUUCUGCACCAAGAAGGUCACAUACAAAUUUUCAGUCUCGUCUCUGACAGUCUUGUUUGCUUUUCACUAACAUAAAAAGGCAUCUACAUGAAUUUCAGACUAUUUCAUAAGCAUUAAAAAACUCCUUUCUUUCUUAAUAUUAAUGUUUUACACUUUAUAUGCUCGAUGUUGGCUCAGCAUUGUUACCAUAUUUCUGCAUUUCUGACUGCACUUGUAAAACUGACAAAUACAUAGGAAAUGACAGUCAAUCUACUUGACCUUGAAUAAUAAUUUGACUCAUCACACUGAUUUUCUGUCUCCGAACAUUUGAGCUCUGUACUACGCAUCUAUGCUGCAACUCUCCUGCAAUGGACUCACUUAAAGCAGUGAGAGAAGAAAACAAAAGUUUGACAGGAAUAAUCUCAGGUAUAACUGUUGCCUGUCCAGUCUGGACCACCUGUCAUAUCACUGAUGGUUUUCUCAUUCCUUAUGCUUCAGAGGAUUUCUUCACAUGACAGCUGAUGUCCUGAAGGAAAUUGAUUUCUAGAACAGCACAGAUAGUUGCAGUAUCCACACUCUGCUUACUCUCACCCCUUUAGAGCUCUCAGUAUUAUCCGGUCAAAAAAUGGAUUUGACAUGAUUACAGCUAUUUCUUUUGGCCAAAAAGUUAGUUCUACUGAGUGAGGUGGACAAAUACAAUUGAUAGAGGUCAGAUGCUGUGUGUGUGUGUCUAUCAGGGACACUCACUGGAAGGGAACAGGGAUAACUGCAGCCUUGAGAGGACUGUCAAACAAAGCAGAUUCAAGAAAUUAGAGGAGCUUCACAAGGACUGAAGCUGGGGUCAGAGCAUCAAGAGCCUCUACACACAGACAGGUCCAGGAAAUGCGCCACAAGUGCUGUGUUCCUGCUGAGCAAAGGGCAACAUCUUGAGUUUCACCUGGGGCGAGAAGAAAAAGAACUGAACUAUUGCUUCAAUGGUUCAAACUUCUGUUUCUGAUGAAUUUGAAUUUGGCUUCUUGUUUAGAAAUCAAGAUCCCAGAGAUCAGAGAAGCUCAGAAUCCAAAGAAGUCCAACAUGAAGUUUUCACAGUCUGAUGACUGGGGCCCAAUCCCAAACCGCCCCCUAGACACUCGCCCUAUACACUCUCUCCCUCCGUUUGUGCGUCCCCGCGGAGGCUCCGCCAUAUUGAAGGAGGGCCAUAGGAGGGCGAGUGGACCGUUCAGCCCUUCAAUAGGGAGUCUGCACCGAUGCAAUCUUACGGCCGGGUUUGCAGGUAGUGCGCCAGUAAAAAUGGAGGAGGAAGAAACAACAUAUGAAAAUAAGUUCCGUAUGUGUCCACUUUUGUCUUACUGACAAAAAAUAUAUAUAUAUAUAUCACAAAAGAUGUGGUUUGGAAAGAUCAAACGGAAGUCAGAAAUCUUACUCUGUGCUGAGGUUUGAUUUGAGUGUGCAGGCACAUGUCAAAUAGUAAAGGGGUUUUAAAGACGUGUGGAAUCACCAACAAUCAGAAGUUUAAUUUAGCUCCUGUCACUGUAAUGGUUGCUGGAUUUAUGAUUUUACUGGGAGGAUGAAGAAACGAGGCAGCCGUAGCGGCUCAGAGCUGAACAUGAUGUCCGUUUACUAAGAAUAUAAAAGCUGCCUUGCACAGGAAGUGUCUCUGUGUUGCUAUGGCGAUGAAUCUUUCCAUUUUCCGGUGAAGUGAGGAGGGCGUCCCAUACCCCCCUGUGUUGAUUAUACCCUUCCAUUUCUGUUGACACAGCUCCAUAGCUACAAGUGUAACUUCAUUAUGAGGGCGAGUGUGUAGGGGGUGGAUUGGGAUUGGGCCUUGGAGUGCUAUGUCAUCUGCUGCUGUUGGUCUACUGCAGGCAUGUCCAAACUAUUCCACAAAGGGCCAUGUGGCUACAGGUUUUCUUUCCAACCAAGAAAGCAGCACACCAGACUUGAUUCAUUUCAUCAGCUGAUCCCAGUCUUCAGACAGCUGAUAGGUCAGACUGCUGCUCUCGAUUGGUUGGAAGAAAAACCUGCAGCCACGUGGCCCUUUGUGGAAUAGUUUGGACAUGCCUGGUCUACUGUGUUUUAUCAAGUGCAGAGUCAACACAGCUUUAAGUCUACCAGGAGAUUGUAGAGCACUUUAUGUAUCCAUGUGCGGAGAAGCUAAAGAUUUCCUGCCCACAACGCCAAAACUCCCACCAACUGGUUUGCUGAUUCUGGUAUUACUUUGCUUGAUUGGCAAGCCAACUGGCCUGACCUGAACCCCGUAAAGAAUGUCUGGAGGAUCAUUAAGAGACAGAUGAGAGACACCAGAGCAACAAUACGGACGAGCUGAAGGAGUAACCUUGGCACUGACACAGGCUAAUUGUCACCAUGCCACGUUGCAUAGUGUUUUGUAAUAAUCUGAAGCUUUGAGAUAGUGGAUUUUUGAUUUUCAUGAGCUGUAGCUCACCUUGACCUGUCAUAUAAAUGGAGCAAUGAAAGAAACCUAUUCAUGUGUGAUAUAAAGAGGCAGACAGACUGAGAAAUCAAAUUAUAAAGUAACACAAAAUUAAUUCACACUUCAAAUGAUGAGAAAUAAUCUCAGUAAAUGAAUUCAUUCAUGAAUAUCUGUUCAAUAUUUUGGAGAUUGUUGUUUUAGGUCUUCUGCUGACCUCUUGUGGAAGCUGUGCUAACUACAAAACUCUCAACUCUGACUGAUUUGAAUUGGGGAAGAAGAAUUUAUGACCGCCCCCACUCCACCCCCUCACCGUAUGUCCACAAUCUCUUCCAGUCACACUGUUUUGCUGUCAUAUCACAGCUGUUAGUGCCAGCAGCCUGCACACAUGCCAGAGAACAGAUGGAGCCGUCAGCAUUUAGUGUGAAGACUGAGCUGAAUGAACCCUGCGUCACAUCCACACGUCACCCAAAGUCUAAUAUCCACAGAGGCCGCUAAAAUAUACUGUUGGUAAAGGUGAUUGAAAACGACACGACACGUCAGGAUUUAUGAAAGAGUUUUUAUAGUGUCUGUUGCAUAUCGAACUUCCACUGCAGAGUGUCUGGUAUCUGUCUCUUAUCAGUGCUGUUUCUAUCCCCGAGGACACACCCCUCAUAUAGAAACUCCAGCAUUCCUCAGCGGUCACUCUCCUGAAGACAGCUGAGCUCACAGGUCACCUGAAAUUAGGUCAAGGAUUCAAACACCUUUGUUGUGAGCUGAGAAGAAAAUAGAUGUCCUUGAAAUGAAGCCUUUUUAAAAUGGAAAGUUUAGGACAGACUUUAAAAAGUAACUGAGCAAAAAGCCUGUAUUACCUCCUUUUUCUUCUUUGUUCCAUUAUUUCCCUGGUGUGUCUUUUAAAUGAUUUUCAGGCAUUCAAUGUGAAGAAGUUCACAAUCAUAUUAGCCAGGGUAAAUGUUUUUUUUUUCUCUCUGGUGACAUCUGUGGUAGACAGCAGAAACAACAGGGGUUUUUAAGGUGCAUAUACAGAAAAUACUGACACCCCUUGCCUCAGUAAUACUAUCCAACUCUUUAGGGGGUAUUUAAGGGCCACACGAGGCUUAAAAAUACUUCCAGCAGGCUUUAGUUCCAUCCUGGGGUCUCUUCCUUCUUAGACUUGCUCUGAAGAAGGUAGAAGCAGUGUAACUCUACCUCAAACUCCCUGUGGAUCUCUGAGCCCCUUACUUAACCUCUGAGGGAGCAUGUCCACUGAAAAGGCACUGAUUCGCCCACAUAUCCGUGUCCUCUAACACUGUUUUUUUCCUGUCCAGUUGAUGCUUUUCCCAUCUUGAAUGUUUUUUUUUCAUGAGGGCCACAGUCCUCAUCAUUUUGAAACUUUUUCACUGGGUCUGUGGUCAUAUUUUUUGACAUUUGUUCAUGUCCUUCUAUUUUUUUUUUUUAGUCAUCAGGUCAGUAUCUAUCACUUGGUUUAAUUUUGGAAUCAGAUUUAACGUUGUCACUUUUUUCAUGUUUUAUUUUCACCAGGUCUGCUUCAAUCACUUUUUUGAUGUUUUUUUUCUUCAGUAGGUUCACAGUAUUCACUUUUCAAACUUUUUUACAUCAGGUCUGCAGUCUUCACUUUUUUGUUUUUGCAUCUGAUCUGCAGUAGUCACUGUUUAAAUGAUGUAUUGGUCAGUGUUGCAUUUGUUUUUUCUGUCAGGAUGUGAUCAUCACUUUUUAAAAAUCAUUUGUAGCAUCAGGUCAGUACGUAUCACUAUUUUAACUUGUUUUGCACCUGGCGGGCAGUUUUCCCCUUUCUAUUAUUUUGUGUGUGUGUGUGUGUGUGUCAUCAGUUCUGUGAUUGUCACUUUUUUGACAUUGAAGCAUCAGCAUCUGAUUGCAUUUCGAUGAAGAAAUAAUCAUAAAUUUUCUUCCUUGAGCUGCGUUCCCCUGCUGCACUCGGUGAUCGACUUGUCAGGGCUCCCCCACAAACAAGUGGGUGCUGGAGGAGAGUGGGUGAGUUGUGUUUAGUCCCUUUUCUAAAGAAAUCAGGCAAAGCUAAAAAGAUGUUUGGUGGCUAGUGCUAUGGCUGGGACCCUAUAUGUACUGUAAAUAAAGUUAGGUGCUGUUCUGAGUAUUAUUUGUGGCUAUAGAGUGGAGUUUUGGUUGAGGUUUGCUCAUAGCCACGGAGACCACUGUGUAUUGCUAUUUAGUUGCUAAAGUUGGUAUAACUAGACUAUAACUAUAACUUAUCUCUCUUGUGCUGGAAUAGCCCUUUAACACUUUUUGGAUCAAUUGUCUUGUUAGGUCCAUGGUCUUUACUUUUGACGCUGUUGCAUCACGUCUGCAGUCGUCAUUUCUUUAUUUUUUUUAAAGAAAUGAUAUCUCAGCAUCAUACCAGGUUUAUUUCUGGACAGAAUGUCAGGUGAUCUCUCUGCUCACCUAGAAAUACAGCUGCAGAUUCAAUGACAUGACAACAAAGAUGAUCAACCAUCUUUGGCGCAUUAUGACAUGGUAAAACCACCUUUUGUUCAUUAUCGCCAAUCCAUGCCUAGCACAGUUCAGUAACAAAGUACUACUUGGUUCAGAUCAGACAAGUGGAAGAAUCAGAUGCUAAGUCAACCUCCUCUAGAUAUUUUCCAUCAUUGUGCACUCUGGCGUCGAAGAGUCCCCUAAAGUGACAGUAGAGUCCACAGGUAGAGCCCUUUCCAGUACCUUGCCCAGACUUCAAGGAGGCUCUGAAUCAGUAUUAAAUGUAUGUGCACGAACAGUUGGAGCCUUCCCCUCUGCAGCAGGAGAGGACUUUCUCAUCCUUUGAAGAGAACUUCCCAACUUUGGCUCACUUUGCUUGUGAGAGCCCCACUCCACCCACCUCUCUCUCUCUCUCUGCUUAUGUCUGUCCAGCUUUUCCUGAUUGCAGUUUUGGAGCCAGGGGUGUGUGUGUGUGAAAGUGAGAUCUAACCAUAUCAGGUCAGUAUUCUCCACCUACUGCACCAACUGUGGUGUCUUACCCGCCAGACAAAGGACCAAUCUACACUGUCAGAGAUGAACAUGCCCGGGGCCUGACUUGCCCACCAUCUGACUUAAAAGUACCUGAUAUCCAUGCCUAACCCUUCAGGUGGUGGCCUCACAGAACAAUGCUCCAAAUUCUAAUUUUAGGCUGAGCACAGCUGGGUAUCACGGAGAGCCAGGCCACCAGACACUUGCCUCAAGCUCCCCCCAAGGUCUGGCUCCAGGGGAUAGCCCCUGUCUCUCUCUUUUGGCCUGUAUAAACCCUUGUAAAUCCACACAUUAUUCAUUGAUUUUUGGCGGCCAGUAUUUCAAGGAAUGGCAUUUGAGAUUUAUAAACAAGGUCAAAGUCUGAUACGAUAUAAUUCCCUUGUUACAGACGGAUUAAAGCACGUUAUGUCAGGGGGCGUGACUGUAUUAUGACUCUCACUGGAUGAUACUCCAGUUUGUAAUUCAACACCAUGGAAGCACAAACACAUCAUAAAGUGUUACCAAAGUUCAAUCACAUGUUGAGUAUCAUAUUUUCCACCAGAUCUGGCCACGUCCUAUUCUGUAGUUUAAAUCAAAGUUAAUGAUACCACAUAUAAGAGUGCCCUUGUUUAUUAAUAGGUGGUUUAUACACAGACUUCACAGACUGUCUCUUAGCUCUCUUCACUCCACGUUUCAUCUUAAUAGAGAUAAACAUUAAAAAUCCAGAGAGGGCUGGCUGUGGAAGAGCUGUCUCAAACACUGGAACACUUUCACUUCAUCGGAGCCUCCACACACACAGGAGCGGCUGUUCUGCCACUUGAGCUUGGACGCAGCUCAGCUCCAAAUAUACAGUUCAAAACAGCCUUCCGCACAAGUUCUCCUUGUCCCCCUUCAACCUCUGGAGUCCAGAAAUGUACCAUUUAGUAUAUAGAAAGCAUUUCUUGCGUUGCAGAUGUUACCGAGUAACAAUAUUCUGUGUGAGUUAAUGCAGAGGCCUUGCUUCAAAAACAGGAAUAACUUAAAUUAAAUAUUGAUUUUGUCAUAUUGAUUACAAAAAAUAUACAUUUGUGAGCAAUGACAGGAACAAUAUGACACAAAGAUGGAGUCUUUCCACACAGCAUCCUGUAGCUGCUGGUGCUUUGUGCAUUACAUUUUUUUUAAACAUUUAAUAACUUAUUUACAUGAAAAGUGUUUCCCGAAGAGAAUAUGGAGAGUUCUGUCAUCACACAGCACCUCGUCUUUCAUUUUUCAUACAGUCAGUGUGUCUUGCAUGCACGCAAAUAACCCCAUUCAACCGUUAUCACCAGCUGCCAGCUGGUGCCACAGCUUUUUCCAACAUAGUAACAAUUUAUUUAGUGCUAAGCAGUCAGCAGUGCUCAGUCUAAGGCUACAAGUGGAUGUGGCUCCAUGCCAUUGGAAAAAAAAAAAAAAAAAAAGCCUCCCCUGCCAACUCAGAACCAGCUGAACAACCAUUUCCAACAUGUCUUGAUCAAAAUCCAGGAGGGCAUCUUCUGUUCCAGAGCUUCAUUAAACUUUCAGACAUGGAGUGGUGCGAUUGCCGGUGCUUCUGCUCGAUCUAACACCACCAGACAUGAACUUUCUCCGUAAAUGUCUUUCUGAGCAGGCCUUAGUCCCAUCCAGGACAGGCCGCUUGCAGCUCCCUGCUGCUCUCAAACUGAGACAAAAGGCAGCAGCUGUCAUAUCAAAGGACAAAUUCUCUUGUGUCCAAACAAUCCUGGUCCCACGUGAGCUCACACACAGCUCUUAAACUGUGUUAGUUUGCGGUGCCUCUGUUGCGUCUAAUGUUGUGUGUGCUGCUCCAGUGUCCAUCAUGCUGUGUUUCUCUGUUCCAUUUAUCGGCUCCUCUCUUCGUCUUCUCCUCCGCCAGCACAGUCUGCAUCUACGACUGACAGAGACGUAACAUGUAAGGAUAUCCUUUUUCAAACAUACAGUAGACCAAAACACUGGCUGAAAACAAAGUCGUGAAAACAGCCAGAGUCAAGGAUGAAAGUGUAUUUAGCAUAUUAGAAUUUCACUUACUGUGAGCAGAAGCAGAUGAAAACAAUAAGGAGAGUGAGUAAGACAAGCCCAGCGAUGGUGGCGACGAUUAUUAUGUAUCGUCUCUCUUCUAUUAGCCAGCCCAGGUCCACAUAUUCACACCUGGUACCAUGGUAACCAUACAUACAUCUAAAAGACGAAAAAAUACCACUUAAAGCUUUUGUGAGGCGUUCUUGAUUGGUCAUGAAGCAGACUGAAAUGAACAGAGUCUAUUGCGUUCAAAUGCAAAUGAGGCCAUUAACAACAAGAUGGACAGUUUCCUUAUUGUAAUAAUUGAUGCCUGUGACUGCUAUAAGAGAGUGGGUGCACUGUCCAGGCUUUACUUUUUCUAAAGCAAAACAUCGCAUUCAAUGUGACAUUUUCUCGUGAAAAGACAACAUGGAAGACUUAUGGUCAAUUGACGCAAUUCUCCGAGGGAUGAGAUGAAAUCAGCAACAAAUAUAAUGAUUACCACUUUGUCCACAAGGGGUGCCAAAAUCAACAAAGACAGAAAGUUCCUCACAGGAGCUUUAAAGGUUUAAGAUUCAGGGUUUUAUAUCAUUUAUUUCUGCCAUGUGUGAGUAUACACAGGAAUUGAAAAUAACAGGAAUGAAAAAUACAACAGAGAAAAGUAUACGUAUAGUCAAUUAUUCAAUGUGAAUUUUUCUUGCAGUUGUCUGUCAGCUCAUGUGCUUCUGCAAAUAGAUUUAACAUUAAGGGACUGUUUAAUGACAGUACAGUAAUGCCAAUGAAACGGUUCCACUGUUGAAUUUAUUAGUUUUGUUUGCAUUUCCUUGACAUUCAAAUCCGAGCUCCUUAAUUCCACUCAUUCUGCCCACCUUUAUACAACUCAAUCCAUCUCUUUUUUUUAUUUCCAAAGUGCUUUUUCUUCUGUUUGUUUGCGCUGGACUUCUCUCACCUGCAAGAUGGCGUCUUCUGAUCUGUGACGUAUCGACAGUCCCCAUGGAUGCAGUAGUGUGUCAACUCCUUGGGACAUUUUGAGAAGUGGCCGCCCCACUCGUCAGUAUCUUCUGUAUCUACUAAAAAGAUAAAACAACGUAAUUGGCUUGUGUUUAGUGAUGGUUCAGUUAAAUCUCAUUUCAUCAAAGGCUGGAACUGAAGGUGAAUAUAAACCCCUCUGGCCACCUGUUUCUUGCUGUUUCUACUUCUCAGACUCAAUCCCAUUAGUGACCCUAAUAAUCAAAUAUAUGUGCCGUCAUUAAAGCAGCACUGAUGUUGUCACCAACCUUUCAUCGACUUUAUUUUCAAAAUGCACACUUAUUUUAGUGACUGUGUCAUUCCUGUCAGCCUGACUCUUUGACUUACAUGCUCACAUCCUGACAUGGCCUGAUGUAUAAAUAGACUGUUUGCAAAAUGAUCCGGUGAUGAGGCAGUGCUCGGAGAAGCCUGGUGUCACCAAAGUCUCAUUAACCACAUAUGUCACACAAAUUACAUAUCUUUCAUUUCAUGGAUCGUAUGCUUAAAAUUUCAAUAAUUCCCAUGUUUCAGUCUGGUUCUUAAUCUUCUUUGCACAUAUUUUCAGACUAAAACAUCUCCAUGCAGCUGUAAGUGGGCCAUAACGCUAAACCUCUGACCCCGGUAACACUUGGUGGCUCCCUAAAAGCCGCCGCUAUCUUUACGACCCAUUCUCAUGAAAUUAUCUUUGAAAAUGAGCCUGUAAAAGAAUACUGCUUUUCAGGUGACAUCAAUGAGAGCGCCUCAGUUGUUCGGAGAAACAUGAGACCCUGCUUGCUGCCCUGACCUUGUUGUUGUAAAGAAAAAUAUCCAGUUACAAAGUUCAAAGGAGUAAUAAGUUAAUUUGCUCUCCUGAUGAGCGUAAGCUCAGGUAAUGGAUUUGAUGCCACUGUCCUGACUUUUCACAAAAUACAGCAACAAAAAGUGGUCGGAUGAGAUCAGCUUAUGAGGGAAAAAGCUCACCUAAAAAAUGAUAAUGUUUAAAAGCACUUUACCAAACAAAAACCAAAAAUUAAUAUGUAGAAAAUGGUCUGUGUACUUAGCAGCCAACAGAUUUUCGUUGUCAAAUGAAAAAACAAAAAUCGAGAGCCUCUCGCUCAGUCGCUCCAAAUCACAACUUCCGGGUCUCAACAAACAAGUGAAUAAAACUUGAAACACUAGAUUGCCACGCACAUAUUUUGAUCUUCGAUUUCCGUUUAAAGCCACAUCACAGAAAGUCAAGUACCGAGUUGUUUUUUCUUUCUCCGAUUUUAAUGACUAAAAUGAUAAAUGGAAAACAGUUUGUUUUCGGUUUUUCGUUUUACUGGUUGUCGGGAGACGGCCCAUCUCCUGAUUUUUGUUUUUUUAUUUGAAAACGAAAAUCUGUUGGCCGCCAAGUACACAGACCAAAAAUACUACACUGUAAAAUAAUUGCUAUCGUUUAAGAAUUUUGAGUAAUGAGUAACAUGCUAACUUGACUUGGUAAAUAAUGUCAACCAAUGCCAAGGCUGCCUAAUUAACUGAUGAUUGAUUUAUGUGUCCAAAUACCAAAAUAUAAGUUAGUUAGUUGUUGGUUGAAUCUGCCUUUUUCCGGGGGGAAACAGUCAGUAUAGAAAAGACUGAAUAAUAAGUAUAAUUUGUAUAAUGUUGGCUAAGCUAGCUGAUUAGCAUGUGAUAAUUGUUUUAAGUGAUUAGUGUGAUGUGUGAAGAUAAGUGUGUUUUUUUGUUUUUUUUAGCGAGGUCGAGGUUUCUCUUUUCUGACCAGAGCUAACCUGCUGCUUUCUAAACAUCCCUGCUGUUGGUUACUAGCUGUAUUCAACAAAGGAGACAGCUAGCCUUGAAGAGAUGAGACAACAAAAAGUGGGUAAGCUCAAAUUUAUUUCUUUAUUUGUUUAGUAAUUGAUUAAACUUGUCCUUGUUUAGGCUAGUUUAGCUUAAAAAAAACAGUUAACCUUAAAAGCAGCAAAUGCAGCAAAAAGUGAUCACCAAGUACUUUUAAUGUAAUAUGACUUUUUAAAUCUGCAUAAAAUCUUGUAAAAACUGGAAUAUGUGGUUUCAAAGCCGGAUGUCUCCAGCUGCUUUACUGAGCUGUUUCGGCUGUAACUACUGUUUUUAUAGCUUCCUAGCUCUGAGCAAAAAAAAACAUUAUAGCAGCUCGUAAAUCACUUGACAUGAUGUAAAGACACAUUUUAUCGCUUGGUAAGAACGAGCGGUUCCUUCUCCAAUACACCUCAGUUAUAGUAGAUGACAAAUGUUGAAAUGCUAAGUACACAUUUAUGAUUGGAAAUAGUUGAAAGAUAACUCAAAGACCAGGGUUUCUGUAGUAUGGAGUGUACUGUUUAGGAAACUGAACUUCAAGAUUGCAGGUUUAAUGAUUAUAAUUGCUGUUUCCCCCUGCUUCUCAACAGAGCAUGAGAAAGUCGCAAACAAUCAGCCCAGAGACUCCUGAUCAGAUUAGACACUUGAAUGACUCCUAAACUCUCUGGACAGCCAAGAAUUGAACCUCUUUAUCAUUAACUCCCUGACUUUUUGUUUCCGUGUGUGUUUGAGUGUUUAUAUCAACACGUCUGCUUUUCAAAAUUUUCCAUUACACCUUGAAACUUCGACGCUGCGUUUAUAACACCACAAAGGUAUCGCCACCCUACCCCUUCUUGUCCAUAUCUACCUGUGCAAUUCUCUCUGUCGCCAUGGUGAUGACAGUCUGACACAGUGUGGUUGGCAGGCUUCUCGGUGACAUUCCACUCUGCCAGAGAGUAUUUGCACAAAGCCAGAGCUGCAGACAGACACACAGACACACAAAGAGACAAUUACAGACACACGCAACAAACAAAUGUGUGCACGUGUGCACCGGACAAACAUUUGUGAUGACAUUUCAGCCGCAGUGUAGGAUCUACGUAAGUGAUGACAGGAAGAAAAAGUACAAUCACAACCCUAGUUAUUACUGAAAUCCUGCUGAGUCAUGAUGUCAGCCAGCCAGCCUUUUGGGUUGGAGAGAGUGAUUUCUCUUGUUCACACCCACUCCUCCCAAACACGCACUUUUACUGCUCCACACAAACCCUAUUAACAGGCAGCUAUUAGGGCGGUUUGAUGACAUGAAAGUAAACCACAAGCUGUAGAAACCCAGGAUACUCCCUAUUAGGGAAGCCUGUUUUGACAAGGAUAAGUAAUCACAGGGGAUAUAUUGCUGGUGUAUGGACUCUUCAUUCAAUCAUUAACCUACACUGAAAUCUACUGUUCAAAUAUGGCUGUGAAGAGAGAGCACUGUCUUCAAACCGGCUUCAGCGGCGUUGCUUCAAAGGCGCAUGGGUGUUGAAAAGUGUGUCAACAAUUCAAAAACAGCAGACAUAACUCAUACAAUCGCAUUUUUGACCGUACGUGUGUCUCUUCAAGUGGGAAAGCACAUAUUAGAAAUAUGAAUCAAGUGUAAACAUCACUUUAAUAUGUCUAUCUGAGGUUGAAAAACUUUUAUACUGAAGAGAGUUUAAAGGAAAGUUAAACACAGGUAUAAGUAAGAAGAUUCAAAACAGUCAAUCUUACCUGUUAUUAUUCCUAGACAGACCCUGUAAACCUUUGCCAUUUCUUCACUUGAAAUAAAUCCAGUAAAUGAAAGUUCAAUUUCAUGACAAAUCCAAGACAAACUGGAUCAGUCCUUCUUCAGAGGUCGUUGACCUUUGAAAAAGGUGUGGACAAGCCGUGCAGGUUUCCCAGUGGCGUCCUGUAUUGUGGUCCUUCAUUGAUGGCGAUUAAGCUCAUAGUCAUCCAGAACACAUUCACUCUCACACACAAACUGCCCCCUCGGCUAGACUGCUCUCCAGUGUGUGUGUGUGUGCAUGUGUGUGUGAGAGUAAAAAAAACAGAAAGGGGGGCGGCCCUGAAACCUAACCCUGCUCUCUGCUGCACCGCCCACACCUUUAAAGGAGAAUACGAACAACUCCAUUCAAGCUAUGCAGGUUCUUUUCGCUCUUUCAGGAAUAACGUCACCUCUCUGCCAGCUCCACUUAGUGUCCUUAAAAUUAUUGUGAGAGGCGUGAGACUCACUGAGAAACAACAACUGUCAAUUCGGCUGCAAAGCUUUCCAUUGUGUGUGUCUUAGAGAAACACAAUGAGGUAGAAACAGAGUUUCGUAGGUUCCCUGGACUAACAGAUUAAACUAGAGAUGAAGGACAAAAUCAGAAACACUGCAGUAUCAUCAAGUAUUUGCUGAUUUAACUGCUUUUUACUGUAAAAGAAAAAAAAAAGAGAAUAAUAAUAUUAAUGUUCAAAAGGCUACAACUAAUGUUAAUCCUUUGUGUGGUACUUUAUAUUAUACCAUGUCUGUAUUUAAAGGGAAAGUCUUCUAUUUUAUAUUUUAGGUCUUUUAAUCAAAGUAGUAACAGAGCCAUACUUCAGUCUCUUUGUGUAAUAGUGCUGGAUUGUGGUAGUUACAUUUUUCUGUUGGAAAGCAGUUUUGAAAACUGAAAUAUCUCUUUUACAAAGUGCUUUACUCUCAACUUUGUAGCCAGGGCUUUGCAAGGUAAAAGGAUAAAGUUGCCACAAACGUGGGUUUAAUUUAAUGCUUCACAGAGGACAAUGCUUUUGAGGACAAAUCAGUGAAGUUGUGUGUGUAUUUACAUUAUUCAGCCAUUUAUUUAUAUAUAUAUAUAUAUAUAUAUAUAUAGCUAAACUAUGAAUCAGGAAUUUAGUUAAUACAUACUUGUUCUAAAUAAUGUUGUCCAUGCAGUGUUUAACUUGUAAUAGAGUAUUUUUUUUUUUUUACUUGGGUUUUGACUGAAUAUUAAUCCAUCACUGGCUCUGCUGCUUGGGAAAGCUGAUAUGUUCAUUUUCCCAAUGGCCAGUAGAUGGCAUAAGACAUCACUUUUCCUUUGAAAUUUUACCUUUUCUGCAAUACACCCCUAAUAUUUGAAGAUUCUCCAUCUUUGAUUUUAUCUGAAGUGUGAACAGGCAACCCCAGAACUUCACUGCAUGAUGAAACAGCAAAGUCAAGGCAAUGGUAAUAAAUAAACUGGCUGUCUCUACCUCUCAUACUUCUCCUAUGAUUCAAUGUAGGUAUGAAAAACAGGCUACUUGUUUUGGAGAGAGGGAGAAAUGAAAGAGAAACAAUGUAAGCCAGCUUUUCCAGUAAAUACUAAACAAUGAAAAAAUGUUGAUUUUGUGUUGCACAAAGAGCCCAAACUAAAGGUUCUGUUUUGUGUUUGUGUCCUGCAGAGUUAAAUUGUUAAACUUUAAGAUUCACAAUAAAUCUUGGAAAGUCAUUCCUUAAAAGUGCCUAGUCAUCUCUCAUUGGACUGCAGCAGGUAGCUUCCUCUUGGUCUGGGCACCAAAAUGAAUUCCAGUGUAUUUCAUAAAGAUUAAAAAACUCCUCAUUGGAGCUUUGAGCUUGAAACUUUAAAUUUGUGGUUAAAAGAUAACUAGAUAUCUGCAGAGAUAGAACACAAGACUAGGAAAACUGCAAAGACACUAGCCAGGAAAGGUAAAAGUGGAAUUUGGGGGAUUAUUUUUUUUAGCUGCAUAAGAAAAUAACUUUUGAAUCAACACAACCAUCUUAAAAAUCAAGAUUAAUGUGUUUGUAUUUUUAGUCAGUUUGAAGCUGGGUGAUGUAUGGUAAACAGAUGGUUAUGAGAGUCAUAAAACCUCUAUGAAUGCCUUUACAGGAAAUCAGACCUUUCUGUCUCUGUGUUAUUCUUGACAAAGAAACAAAUUAGCCUGAUUAGUAGAAUUUGGAGGACCACUGGCAGCCCACAUGCAGUACCAAUACGACCCACAAGGGGCAGUAACCUAUGCUUAAUGAACCAGUGAGGUACAUCCAUGUAUUUACUCAUAUUUUCUGUCAGAUAAGGACCUGUAUGAUCAGUCAACAUACUUACUGAAUAUUGGUCAACAUACUUUGCAUAAUUUUAGAGAAGUUUUUGCUCUUUAAAAAAAUCAUACGAUAACUCUUCAUGUGCUGUAGGAUAAAAACAAAAAUUUAACAAAUGUUCAAAUACUCAAAAAUUCUCCUUGUUUAAUGCAAAACAAGUAAAAAGGACAAACAUCUGAGGCCUUCAGUGUGUCAUACAGCUGAACAAAGGCUGUAAGGGAAGGAGGCGUCACAAACUAUCAAGACUCGUCCACUCACAGUGUACAAAGAGGAAAAGGAAGUGGUGAAGAGGAGAGCGCCUGACCGGCUAGACAUCUUUAGGGCUGAUUCAGACUGUUUUAAGUAAAAUUGUGCACAGUUUUAAAGAAAAAACCACAUUAAAUACAGUAAAUAUACAAAAACACUCUACUAAAUACACCCUCUACAUUAGGACAUGAUUCAUAAUUUCCAGCUCUCAUCAUGUGUUUUCUAUUUGUUUAAAAAAGCAGCUUGUUGAGGAAUUUCUAAAGUCUUUAUAAUCCUGUACGCUGAGUGAAAUGUGACUCUGUUGAGUGUGUUUGUAGUUUUGAACAGGAAGACUCCGUUUCCUCUCUCUGCCCGUGCUCCUAACUUAGACUGAACAUCAGGAAACUCUGACUCUACCAGAUUCCUAUGCACGAUUUAGAGCCCGGCUAUAAACAUCCGCUUUCGACAAUUCAAAGAUAAUAACUCUGUUAACAUUUACAGCGUUCACAGACUGACCAGGAAAGAAGUAAUGUAAGAUAUUAUGACGUUUAACAAACAAAAUUCAUCCUCAAGGCGGUACAGAAAUGUAAAAGAAGACAUUUAUUUGAAACUCUAAAAUGUUUAAAACUUCAUGUUGUGUUUUUCCUCAUGAAAUUAACAUCCAAAGGAAACAGUCAAAAACAAAACUUAUUCUCUCCUCCACCAUGUGUCCUCUCUCUCCUCUCCUGUAAAAAAAAAAAAAAAAAAAAAAAAGGUUUCACAUUUUAAAAUGCUGCCUCAAUAACAGGUCUUAUAUAUGAAUAAAAGCUGCACCUGCACAGACCCUGACCUUUACACCACAGCACAGGACCGCGGUUCUCUGAAGGGGUUGCUGCCUGUGGGGACUCCCACCAGCAGGGCGUCUUUUCCCGCGUUCUGCAGGCAGUACUGCUGCAGCUCUGCAGCCGCCUGAGACACCUGCAACCACAAAUAUGCACGACGAUAUAUGGGUGUGACUCUCAAAGACAAAAGCAACCUGAUCACAGUCGUCUGAUCAUUUGCGCUGUUUUCAGAGAAGUAAUGAUGGUUACAGAGUGCAGGUGAGAACAAGAGGAGCCACCUGGCGCUAUUCGUGAAAGGGUAAAAUGAAGGAAAAUAUUGUCCUGCAAUCCAGGCAACAGCAGGCUGACGAUCACGACUAAGUAACUAAAACAAUAAGUAGGAAUGAUGAUAGCCCAUUAGUAGAAGUACUAUUCAUCUUGUCUCAUGUUACAUUUAGUAAAAAUGUUCCUUUUAGCGUGAAUCAGAUCAACCUAACAGGCUUAAGUUUUGACUUGACCUUAAAGUCAAAUUUUCACUUUAAUACAUGGACUGUAAAAGUUUUUUAAAUGCAGAUGUCAGAUGAGGUUUUGGGACCACAAAACUGAUAGUUAAGUAUGGCAUAACAAACUUGCAACCCUUUAUUUACUAAGAGGAAAAGGUUUUUCUGAGAAACCUAAAGGCUGAAAAGCACAAAAACAAGUCUGAUGCUUUUCAAGAACUAGUAACCUAAAAUCUGUGGUACUUGUAAGUAAUUGAUAAAGCUGUAAAAAGUAGUUUACUAACUUUAAGACAAGCAAUGAACUGAGGGGAUAAUAUAUAAUGAGCAGGUGAAACUGUAUUCAGACAACCAGGUUGAAACAGGGUAAGUAGGUAAAAAAUUAACAUUUACAACAAUUGAAGCAAUUAAUAAUUUUCCCUAAGUAUCACACAGUUAAACAAGAAACUAAAGCAGUGAACUACAAACUCUCUAGUCUGUCUCCUGUAUUGUCUCUUUCCUCUUUACCUUGAUUCUCUCCACGCUUGCCUCCAGCUUCAGUUGUUCCACCAGCCGUCUCAUGUUGGAUAGAUUAGAAUUAGACGUCAUGUUGGUGUAAAAUUGUUUUGGAAAAAGAGAAAAAUCCCCCUGUAACAAACCUCCCUUUGGUCUUUCAACACAGGAGUGGACUCCACUAACGGGCAGACAACGCUGGCAGGGGAGGAGUGGCCAAGUUUCUUUCCAAAGACCUCUGUCCACUCAUCCAAAGAAAGAGGAGCAUGAUUCAUACACCAAUGUAUGUAGAAAAUUUCAAUUUAUUGCACUUCUUAUAAUUUUAUUUUAUUUUUUAACUUUUGAUGACAUUUUGGUAUGCUUUGUAAGUAUUGUAGUGCUGGAGGAAGGGAAAAGAAGGAGUAAAAUGGGUUAAAUAUGGAGGAAAUGGGAGGAGGAAGGAGGACAAGUGGAGAUAAAAAAAGAAAUUCCUUACUCUUUCUUUCUUGUUUUACUCCUACAGAGGGGAAGGAGAGGAAGAAAGAAGAGGCCACAAAUGAGGGAAAGGGAGAGGGUAAUGAUUAGAAGCUUCAUGAGUGUUAUAAUUGGUUUAUAAGAUGUAAAAGUCAAGUAUGCUUAAAUCUCCUGUGAGGAGUUUCUUUGACAUCUUUUGCCUUGUUUUAACAGACAAAAACAAACGAGAUGAUUGGCAACAAGUCUAAUCUUUUUUUAUGUUAUCAUUUUUAAUGUCUUCAACCCAUGUGAGGGGGUAGGUGCCAGCCAUUCAGCCAAAGAGUUAGCCCUGUUUUCAGAAUCUCAGCAUAAAAAAAUCACAAUAAAUUCCACAUUUGAUUUUUUUUUUUCGUCUUAAGACACUUCUUAAGCAUGUUUACCCCUAAUACGUAAAGUUUUGUAGGUAAAACUUGACUGUAAACACUAAAAGAUGAGUAGCAGCUCCAUUAGUGUUUCUGCGCAGGCGCACGCCCAGGCUAUCGUAAAGUGCUGUGAGCUGUCGCACUGCAGCCGGUCCUGCCAAUCCUACGAGGCGCGUCGGGUCUGUCUGCAGCAGCUUUUCCUUCAAACUCACAUGGCUAAUGAAUUACAACAGGCUGCUCUUGUGUCCUCAUUGGUCGGCGGGUGAUUAUCGGGAUUGGCUGUAAGUAGCUUUCGCUGAAAGGUUCACAUUACAGGUGAAGUAACACACGGAAAUGUGAGCCCGAGCGGUCACACCUCCACCUGUUUAUUUUGAAGAGGGUUGGAGACUUGAGCAGAGAUGGUGGAGGUCUUUACAGGGCGGACUCUGCUGAAUAAAGACGGGGAGUUUGUGGACCCUGAAGAAGCGCUGAGGAAUAAAGUAGUGGGGAUUUACUUCUCUGCAGGUUGGUGUCCACCCUGUCGAGACUUCACACCCAUCCUGUGUGAUUUUUACACGGAGCUGGUGGAAGAAACUGAACCUCCAGCUCAGUUUGAAAUAGUUUUUAUCUCCUCUGAUAAGUCCGCGGACGACAUGGUUGAAUAUUAUCAUGACAUGCACGGAGACUGGUUAGCCCUGCCUUGGACAGAUGACUACAAACAGUGAGUAUCAAAACACAAAAAGUUUUCAAAGUUUGGUUUUUGAACUUAUAAAAAGUACUUCCUAGAGUCCUGUCACUUUUCAAAAUGUUUUCACUUGUUUAAUUUACAUGCAAAAGUUAAAAUUGCUCAGCUUUUAUCUUAUUAUGCUCUAAUGCUAUUGUCUUAUUAGUCUGUUAGGCUUCAGCUUAUGUAAAACACUUGAAAGGGUCACCCUCUCAGAGAUUAGUGGAGAGCAGACAGUCUGUCUAUCACAGCCUCCUGAACACUCAUCUCAUUUAUCUAAACUAUGAGCUUUAUUUACACUGUAGUCAGGGAUGCACAGGGCCUCAUUGGUGCAAUAACUUGAAAAAAAGACAAAAAAAGUCCUGAGUUGAAAGGGUUUCUGGAAGUGUUAGCAGCUUAAUGCGUUAAACUAAACCAAACUCGUCUUUUAAAGUACAUUGCAGACUUUUGUCAGUGUUAUCUUGUGGUAUCCUACUCAAUCCAUCAAAAUGACUCAGGGUGCACACUUGAAAACAGUAUUUAUUAUGCAUGAUGUUGUGUAUUUAUAGGUGGACUGUAUAAAAAUACUGUAUAAUAUAUACUGGUAAUAUAAUAUGAUGUAAUUGUCUUUUUUAUCCUGAUUAAUCACACUUUUAUUUCAUAUAUGCAAUUUAUUUUUUGGCAUUUUAAACAGCUUUUGAGUCCAUAUUUAUUGUGUAAAGUAGGGCUGGGCAAUAUGGACAAAAAGUAAUAUCCAGAUAUAUUUAGGCUGAAUAUUAAUAUACGAUGUAUAUCCUGAUAUUGUUAUCGCAAAGUGAGAGCAAAUGUUUAGUCACAGUCAAAGCCAAAUAUGACAUGUCACCAAGUAGUUCUAUUUAAACUGGACAGCUGAGCAUAAUUUCAUCCAACCAAAGGACAAAACAAUGUAAACAUGAAGACUGUAUAACCACAGGAGUACCUUUUUUUAAUCAAAGCUCCAUAAGGUGCACAUUUAAAUGACAAAUAUAUCUUAAAUAAAAAUAGCUCACAAAGUAAAAUAGGCCAAUCCUUUCCUGGAAUAAAUUGAUUUAUAUGAGAAAAGCAAAAAACAUUUUGACAACUAUAAAUGGCCUAUUAAAAUCAAAUUGCCGAUUUUCUUCUCCUCUCUAACAAAUCCACAGAUGCAAACAGCGAACACUACAAAAGAAUUAUAUGACAAAUCUAGUAAGUGCAGCAUUUACAGCUAUAAAGACAGAACAAAAUAAAGUGCUCAGUUGAAGAAAAUUGUUUUAAAAACAUUUCACAUUCAGUCUACAAUCAUAGUUGAAAAAAACAAAAACAAAACUCAAAGUACAACCACUGGAAUUGUAGAAACUUUGACAUUUUUUAGCAGUAAAAAAAUAGUUAAGAAGUCAAAAAAUAGGUAUUUGCCAAAGGACUUAGCAGUGAUCCAGCAGUUUUUUAGACUUCGCAUUGAUGGUACCGCUAUACCAUGGUAGCAGUGGCUCAAAAUAAAACAAUGUAAAAUAAUUUGUCUUUUUCUGUAGCUAUCAUGUAUUCAUAGUGGGAAAAAAGAGUAAAUAAAGCACUUAAAAUAGACAUAAAAUCAAAGUCUUACAGCUCAAAUAAUUGGUCAUAACGUUUUCAAAUUAAUGAUAUUUUCAAGUUUCAAUUUCAAAAUAUAAGAUUUUAUUGCUUGUCCGUCACAAAUGAUAAAAAGUGUGAAUAUUUUGGGGAUUUUAGCCCCUAAUUGGAUAAAACAAGUUAGACAGCCAGCUCUGAGAAAUUAAAAAUCAUCAUUCAUUUAAAAACAAAAGUAUCAAUAAAGUUAUUGUCUACAUGCAUUUAGUAAUACAAAUAAUCAUUGGUGGCAGCCCUGGUCACUCUUAAUGCUGUAAAAUCUUGUUUUGAUUGGUGUGAAAUAAAUGUAGUUUACAGCAUACAGGUAGAAAUGUCAUAUUCAGCUGCAUGUGUUGCAGAAUUUUUAAAGAAUAAUGACUGUUUUUGUGUUUCUUUUCUCUCUCAGUGAGUUAAAGCAGCGCUACAAGAUCACAGCAGUGCCCAAACUGGUGAUAGUAAAGGAGAACGGAGACGUGAUCACAGACAAGGGCAGGAAACAGAUCAGAGACCGAGGUCUGGCCUGCUUCAGGUCCUGGCUGGACGCUGCAGAGAUCUUUCAGAACUUUAAGGGAUAGAAAACCAAAAAAAAAAGGGGAGAGAGAAGGAAAAAGUCGGCCCUUCCCUGCCACAGCUGCAGCCACGUUAGAGAGCUGGACAACACUGAAAUAUUUCUGCUUUCUUUUUUAGUUUGUGGUUCCCAACUGUCGCAGUAAUUUCCCAUGAUGAUUUAAAGCUUUGAAAGAGCAAAUUAUAUUGCUGUUUCAAACUGACCUUGAUCUGUUUUCUUUGUUCUGGUCUAAUCCAGGAUUUAUUUGUACUUCAAAAAUACACUAAAAUGUGUACCUAUCAAAAAUAAUACUUUAAUCAUAUUGCUCAUGCCAUGCUUUGGAGAUGAGUUCAUUUUCAAUCUAAAAGGGUUGAAACGUCUCUUUUCUAGUACUUGACUUUUAGCGAACAGCCUAUGCAUUUACGGCAAUCCUCAGGAGUGUGAUUCACAUGUGAGAAACGUGCUGCUUUAGAGAAAUUGUGCUGGAGUUGAAAAUCUAGUUGGUGUUUUAUGAGGCUGGUGUGUUAAAAAGCUUAAAGGUUUGGUUCUGGUUUUCUGAGGAAAGAUUGUAUGAGGUACCCAUCUAUAGUAAGCAUGUAAAUCUGAAUGCAUUUGUGCCUCACGGAGAAAAUUUCAUGCGCUUUGUGGUCGGAAAGCCACUUUGUUUGGCAAUUCAAUAUACAAGUUUCUCCAUCUGCAGCAGUGUUGUACCUCAUACAACCCAACUUUAGAAAAAAACAAACUAUCCCUUUAACUUUGCCCACUUUUGACAGAGAGCUUGUAAAGCACUCUCGCUUUUCUACUUCUAAAGUCUGUCUUGUAGUUCAACCUUGAGCUGCCUAUAUAUUUUUCUAUUUUGUUUUUAUGAGUUAAGAUGGAUAUUAUUAAAAAAAUAUAUGAUUGUGUGUGUUUUUAUGAGUGGAUUUACUUCACUGUUUGUGCGAUUUCCUUUUGUCAAGGAGCCUGUGUGUGUGUGUGUCUGUGUGUGUGUGUGUUUAACCAACAAACAAAAGGAUUCCCUUAAGUCUUGUUAUGACACACAAAGCCCACAGGACACAGUUCCCAACAUGCUAGCACAUUCACAGCCUUCACACUAAUUGCUUUCCCCC
Xyrichtys novacula (pearly razorfish) is the source of this 36511-nucleotide messenger RNA. The record is from the annotation of a GenBank genome assembly. Lineage: Eukaryota; Metazoa; Chordata; Actinopteri; Labriformes; Labridae.